AUGCUAAAAGUUCAACUAAUCUCAAAAUCUUCCACGAAUAGAUUUCAGACUUCCUUCACAAAAUUGAUACUUUGUAACGCAAAAAUGAACGUGAAAGCUUGCAGCAUGACAACAGUGUUUAUAUUGCUAAUUGGCGCGGUAACUGUUUUAUACUGUUCAUUUUGGGCUCUUCAAGAAGUUUUUGCCACAGACAAGCUCCUCAGAUUUCUGACGAACGCAUCUCGUCUGUUUGAUACGAGUUGGGAAGAUGAGACGUAUGUGCCGCUGAUGUCAAGACAUCGACGGCGGUUUCUGAUGUGGUACUUCGCCAGACCUGAUAUCGCUAGUCUCAUCGGUCCAGAUACGGGAGCAGAGGCGACACAAUAUGUCAUCUACAGGUGUGAUACCGGUAGAAUGUCUACCUGUGGAGGCUGGGCGGACCGAAUCAAGGGCAUGAUGACUGCCUACAUUAUCGCCAACUUGACUGGUCGGAACUUCAAAGUGGAGUUGCUAGCUAAAGGAUGUGACAUAACUGAAUAUCUCAUUCCAAACCUUGUUGAUUGGAGACUGCCCGUCUCCUUUCAUAAAUCAUUACAGAAACUUCCUAAUGAUACAGGUAUCAUUAACUUCAUGAAUCAAAGAUUUGCUAAUUUCAGUGAACUUAAUUUAACCAGUCUCACUGGAGCUGAGCGUUUUGUUUAUUUCAAAACCAACACUUUUCACGUCGACCUCUUCAAGUCAGCAAUCCUCUUUGAACAUGAACUUUCAUGGAUGAGGAGUUUAACACAUGACCAAGUUACGGCCACAGUUUAUAAACGUUUGUUUGUCCUUCAUCCCCGUCUGCAGGUCAAGCUGCAGUCCUUCCUGUUCCGUACAGUUCCCACGCCACAACACAAGUUGGUCUGCGUACACGUUCGAAUGGGCCAAAAUCCGACUAUCCCACGAGAUUCGGAAAUAAGAAAUUCCCCAGAAAAUCUUUUCAGGGUGUGGGAGUUUAUUGAGGAGCAGUCUAAGACAGACUUCCAUAAAGUUUUUAUCAUGGCUGAUUCAAUGCAGACCAUAGAUGAGGCAGGCAAUCAGUCAUUCAAGUCACGCAUAGUUGAAAACCCAGGACCAAUUAUUCAUGUGGAGCGGUAUCCACACGAGGCAACAAAAAGUGACAUCUGUCAGGCUGAAGAUAAAAUUGUGUUCGAUCAACAUGUGCUGAUGAACUGUGAUAUUCUUAUGAUCAGCUACAGUGGUCUCAGCCAAAUGGCUGCUUUUGUCAGAGGAAGUGAUCACGGAUUGUACUGUCUCUUGAGAAAUGGAACAAUUGUGCCUUGUACAACUGAAAAUAUUUUGACUGUAUACAAUCAAGGCUGA
Molecule: messenger RNA, 1341 nt
Organism: Candidula unifasciata
Lineage: Eukaryota; Metazoa; Mollusca; Gastropoda; Stylommatophora; Geomitridae
Source: the annotation of a GenBank genome assembly